Entrophospora sp. SA101 is the source of this 529-nucleotide messenger RNA. Lineage: Eukaryota; Fungi; Glomeromycota; Glomeromycetes; Entrophosporales; Entrophosporaceae. The record is from the annotation of a GenBank genome assembly.
AUGAGCUCAAACUCUAGAAAUUCUAUGUUAUUAAAUCUUAAAAAUGUUGAUGGUUUAGUUGAUCAACAAUCUGAUUUACUGGUAGAUCCACGUAAAGUUCUAUUAUCAGCAAGUGAACAGGAGAAAGAAGAUGAACGAAUGUGGCAAGGCGCAAAUGAUAUAUUUUCAGAAAAAGCAGACAUAGAUCCCUUAUACGCAUUAGGUCGAGGAUGUAUAUCUUUUUUAAAAGCAAUCACAACAUUUGAUGAAAAUGAUAUAUCAUUAGCAAUUGAGAAUUUAAAAAUGGCAGAAAAAUUAGCAAGUGCACAAAUUCAAAUAUUAAAAUCAAAUAAUAGCCCCGGAGCAAGUAUAAGUAAAAUGUUCCAAUCGGGUUUUGGUUAUUUUGGUGCAAAUAAUAAAAUUUAUAUGACAAAUGCUCAAAUAAGAAAUACAGUAAUUCAAGCAGAAUCAGUUUUACUGAUUGCACUUAUUCAGCUAUUGCAGGAAAGCAUGGUUAGUUAUGUGAAAGCUGGAUUGAAUUUAAGAAAAG